Molecule: messenger RNA, 935 nt
Organism: Mangifera indica (mango)
Lineage: Eukaryota; Viridiplantae; Streptophyta; Magnoliopsida; Sapindales; Anacardiaceae
Product: selT-like protein
Exons: 4
Coding region: 54-749 (231 amino acids)
Biological process (GO): cell redox homeostasis
Cellular component (GO): endoplasmic reticulum membrane
Molecular function (GO): thioredoxin-disulfide reductase (NADPH) activity
Source: RefSeq, a predicted model, not a curated record
CUCGUCGCAACGAUAUCUACGUGUUUUGGCUUUUUCCUCUCUUGGCAUCUACAAUGGAUCGAGUACACUUCUUUCUUCUUGGACUACCUGUCUUUCUUCUAUGCAGCGAUCUCUUAAACCUUUUUACUCCGCCUCCGCCACCUCCGGCGUCUCAUCCGAAACCCGGCCACCACCAUCAUCACCACCACAAACCCCCACUUAGUUCAGAUUUCCCAGAAUUUCCAAAAUUCCCAGAAUUCCCUGCAAUGAAAGCUGAGGGAGGUAUCGGGCAUGGCAGUACAAUAAACAUAAACUUUUGUGCUUCUUGCUCAUAUAGGGGCACUGCAAUAACGAUGAAGAAGAUGUUGGAGAAUCAAUUUCCUAGAAUUGAUGUUAUCCUUGAAAAUUAUCCCCCGCCUAUGCCCAAGCGUCUGCUUGCUAAAGUGGUCCCAGUUGUUCAGUUUGGAGUCAUUGGGAUCAUCAUGGCUGGUGAACAAAUUUUUCCAAUGAUGGGAAUUAUGACACCUUCGUGGUAUUAUUCUUUGCGUGCCAAUAAAUUUGGAUCUAUUGCAUCCACCUGGCUUCUUGGAAACUUUUUGCAGUCCUUCCUGCAAAGUUCUGGGGCUUUUGAAGUUUACUGCAAUGAUGAAUUGGUCUUCUCUAAACUGAAGGAGGGCAGAUUUCCAGGCGAGAUUGAGUUAAGAGAUCUUGUUACCAAAAAAUUGUCAACAUCAAGACUUGUACAUGAUCUUGGAGAAGCAUGGUCUUAGUUCAUUGUCAGGUAAUGGAGGGUUGAAACCGAGCUAUUGAAGUGCAAUAGGUACAUGUAAGAUGUCGUGAUUUAGGGUAGAACCAAACAUGAACAGGUGUUAUUUAUGCCAUUUUAUUAAUGUAAAUUUGAAUCUGCAUCAAGGUCAUUCCAAGACAAUUGAUCUCAAAGUCAGCAUUUUGAUUAA